AUGUUCUUGGGUACGAGGACUGAGGCUAAACUCCGGUUCGUGAAAUCAAAAAUAGCUAGCCAGCGUUAUGCUAUUUGGGUUGGAGAAAAUUUGCCGGAAUUUUUUGAUUGGAGAAAAGAAAGGAAGUUGCUGGGCUUUCUCGACUGUUGCUGCCGUGGACUGGAAAGCAUAAACCAGAUAGUUAUAGGGGAACUUAUCCCUCUAUCAGAACAAGAACUUGUAGACUGUGACAGAAUUGAAAAUUCUGGGUGCAAUGGAGGCCUAAUGGACUAUGCCUUCCAAUUCAUUAUAGCCAAUGGUGGCAUGGCCGCAUGGACACUGAAGAUGAUUACCCCCACAGGGGGAUUGAUGGCAGAUGUGAUCCUGCCCGGGCUCGUGUUUUUCGAGUUUUUCGAGCUAAUUAUCAUAUCAUAUGACCCUAUAAAGUAUAAAGACAGCCCGGGUGUAUUUACGGCUCGAUGCGGGACAGAUUUGGACCAUGGUGUCGUAGUUGUCGGCUAUGGCACGGAAAAUGGGCUCUAUUAUUGGAUUGUAAGGAACUCAUGGGAAACAAACUGCGGUGAAAAUGGAUAUAUCAGAAUCCAGCGUAACGCAUUGGGUAUUCGUUCUGGAAAGUGUGGUAUUGCAAUCAAACCUUCAUAUCCAACGAAGACCAAGUCUAAUCUGGUUCAUGCAAGCGUUUAA
Messenger RNA from Fraxinus pennsylvanica, 684 nucleotides. NCBI's taxonomy places the organism in Eukaryota, Viridiplantae, Streptophyta, Magnoliopsida, Lamiales, Oleaceae. The record is from the annotation of a GenBank genome assembly.